Messenger RNA from Striga asiatica, 663 nucleotides. NCBI's taxonomy places the organism in Eukaryota, Viridiplantae, Streptophyta, Magnoliopsida, Lamiales, Orobanchaceae. The record is from the annotation of a GenBank genome assembly.
AUGACGGAAAGGGCCCAGUGGAGCUCCGGCAUCUUUUCUUCAUUUCUUGUCUUGGAACAAACGACGAGUUCUGCAGUAGUGAUCUUGAACUGUGAUGCACGGGAUGCCGAUGAUCGGGUGCCUGAUCUAUGCAGAGUAGAGGAUGAACAAGGUGUUCAUGGUGGAGGAGAUGGGGGUGACGCUGCCCUUGAUGAUAGGGAUGAUGGGUUCGUGGCGACGGCGGAGCAGGAGAAGUGGGUCAUGGAGUUGAUGGACUCGAAGGCGGUCGGGCCCUCAAUCGUCUUCUUUUCUUUCUCUCAUGAAGGGACGUUGGGAUCUAUCAUGGAGCGUGCAGAUCGAGUGCUUGCAUGCUUAGAAACAUCUACCAAAAAAUUUUUGUACACUUCAUUGCCCCAAUCACGAUACGUAACUUUGGUGGACAAAUGGGGGAAUGAAUACAAGACCACUUAUCUUCUCGAGAGGCAUGGCUUGAGUGCCGGGUGGAGUGAUUCUGAAAUUGCGGUUAAGAAAGCUCUUUGCUAUCCCAGGCCGUCAUUUUGCACGAACAUCAUUGUGAGGGCGUCGUUUGUAGAAUGUCGUCUGACUAAAGGGCCUCUGCAUAUACCGAUGUUGACAUCCAAAGGUAAAAUCAAGCGGUUUUACUUUCGACGAUUUGGAUCGUGA